AUGUUUGAUGUUUUUGGCUCCGUCAAGGGGCUGCUGAAAAUCGAUCAGGUCUGCAUCGAUAACAAUGUCUUCCGUAUGCAUUACAAGGCGACGGUAAUCAUAUUGAUUGCCUUUUCCCUGCUGGUGACCUCCAGGCAGUACAUUGGUGAUCCCAUCGAUUGUAUUGUAGAUGAAAUCCCCUUGGGUGUUAUGGAUACCUAUUGCUGGAUUUAUUCCACCUUUACUGUGCCAGAACGUUUGACCGGUGUCACCGGCCGUGAUGUCGUCCAGCCGGGUGUGGGUUCCCAUGUUGAGGGCGAGGAUGAGGUGAAAUACCACAAAUACUAUCAGUGGGUGUGCUUUGUGCUAUUCUUCCAGGCCAUAUUGUUCUAUGUGCCACGUUACCUCUGGAAAUCAUGGGAAGGUGGCCGUCUCAAGAUGUUGGUCAUGGACCUGAACAGCCCCAUUGUCAAUGACGAGUGUAAAAAAGAUCGCAAACGUAUAUUGGUCCAGUAUUUCGUGGACAAUUUGAACCGCCACAAUUUCUAUGCAUUCCGUUUCUUCCUGUGCGAAGCGCUGAACUUCAUCAACGUCAUCGGACAAAUCUACUUCGUGGACUUCUUUUUGGAUGGUGAAUUCUCCACCUAUGGCAGUGAUGUCUUGAAAUUCACCGAAAUGGAACCGGAUGAGCGUAUCGAUCCCAUGGCUCGUGUCUUUCCCAAAGUCACCAAAUGUACAUUCCACAAAUAUGGUCCUUCCGGUUCGGUGCAGAAGUUCGAUGGUCUCUGUGUGCUGCCCCUCAACAUUGUCAACGAGAAAAUCUACGUGUUCUUGUGGUUCUGGUUCAUUAUCUUGUCCAUAUUGUCCGGCAUCUCGUUGGUCUAUCGCAUUGCCGUUGUCAUGGGUCCCAAAUUGAGACAUUUGUUGUUGCGUGCCCGCUCCCGCUUGGCCGAAGUCGAUGAAGUUGAGGCUGUGGCCAAACAAUGCAAUAUCGGUGAUUGGUUCUUACUCUAUCAAUUGGGUAAAAAUAUCGAUCCCCUAAUCUACAAAGAAGUGAUAGCUGAUCUCUCACAUGAAUUGGGUGUUAAUACAAGUCAUAAGCAACGCAUGGAACCCUAAGAAGCGAGAACGAGGAGGAGGCCAUCAUC
Musca vetustissima is the source of this 1127-nucleotide messenger RNA. RefSeq names its product innexin inx2. Bases 1 to 1098 code for a protein of 365 amino acids. Gene Ontology annotation, molecular function: gap junction channel activity. NCBI's taxonomy places the organism in Eukaryota, Metazoa, Arthropoda, Insecta, Diptera, Muscidae. Gene Ontology annotation, cellular component: gap junction; plasma membrane. The transcript has a single exon. Gene Ontology annotation, biological process: phototransduction. The record is from RefSeq and is a predicted model, not a curated record.